AGACAGGAUAAACAGAUGGUCCAUGUGCUUAGGAUGCCCAGAGCAGGUGCUUGUAGUAGGGGCUGAGUAAGAAUUUCUACUUGAACACCUCUUCGUACAUCACACCAAGCAGUCUCUAUGCACUAACACAUUUUUUAUUGCAUGGACGGCAGAAGGCAGCAGCCCCAUUCCAAGUAGCACCAGCCCCACAAUGUCAUGGACACAUUAUCAGAGGCAGCCACCAGCUCCAGAAACCACCCUAUAGCUAUAAAAGUCAUGUCACAAGAACACAUAGGGGUGGUUGUGUUCCAGAAUGAACUUGGUGUCAUGGCAACCUGGAACGAAGACCAGGAAGGCAGUGCCAGCAAGAGAUCACCGCUAGGGUACAAGAGUGACCAAGAGCUGUGGCAGAUAGAAGACUAUGGGGAUGGAUGGCAGCGGCUGCUCCCCUACCUCCCAGCUAUACACAGGAACAAGCAAAGCAAGACAAGGACACAGCCAGACAUAAACACACUCCUGUACUCACCGGCUUCUGUCUUCUGAAAAGAGGGCCAUGCACUCAAGGAUAGCCUCCGGCCCAAAUGAGGGUGCUGACACAGGACUUCCUGACUGCACUGGAAAUUUCAACACACGGCCGUAGAAACAGCUGGAAAAAUAGUAAACUCAAAAAAAAGGCCGCACAGGGGAGGGCAGCACAUGGAAGCAGGGCACCUGGCUGCUCCUUUAUUCCUUCCUAUCUGCCUUGUGGAUGGGCAUCUGCACAAGAUGGAACCAGAGAGGACUCACGCCUAUCCCCAGCCCGCUAAGUCGUGUCCAUGCACCACACAAAAAAGGUGCUGGAAUUAGACCUGAAAUAUUGAACACAGAACAAGGGAAAGGGCCAGCAGAUGAGCAAGCAGAUGGGCAUCUGCACAAGAUGGAACCAGAGAGGACUCACGCCUAUCCUCAGCCCGCUAAGUAGUCCCCAUGCUCCACACACAAUAGGUGCUGGCAUUGGACCUGAAAUAUUGAACACACGACAAGGGAAAGGGCUAGUUGAUGAGCAAGCAAGUGAGCAGGGCCACGCAGGGGAGGGCAGCACAUGGAAGCAGGGCACCUGGCUGCUCCUUCAUUCCUUCCCAUCUGCCUUGCAGAUGGGCAUCUGCACAAGAUGGAACCAGAGAGGACACACGCCUAUCCUCAGCCCGCUAAGUAGUCCCCAUGCUCCACACACAAUAGAUGGGCAUCUGCACAAGAUGGAACCAGAGAGGACUCACGCCUAUCCCCAGCCCGCUAAGUCGUGUCCAUGCACCACACAAAAAAGAUACUCUGGCCCCUCUACAGAUGCUGGCAUUGGACCUGAAGCUUUCAACACACGACAAGGGACAGGGCUAGUUGAUGAGCAAGCAAGUGAGCAGGGCCACGCACGAGAGGGCUGCACAUGGAAGCAGGGCACGUGGCUGCUCCUUUAUUCCUUCCCAUCUGCCUUGCAGAUGGGCAUCCGCACAAGAUGGAACCAGAGAGGACUCACGCCUAUCCCCAGCCCGCUAAGUCGUGUCCAUGCACCACACAAAAAAGGUGCUGGCAUUGAACCUGAAAUUUUCAACACACAACAAGGGAAAGGGCUGGCAGAUGAGCAAGCAGGUGAGAAGGGCCACGCACGAGAGGACAGCACAUGGAAGCAGGGCACCUGGCUGCUCCUUCAUAUCUUCCCAUCUGCCUUGCAGAUGGGCAUCUGCACAAGAUGGAACCAGAAUAGCACACAUGCCUAUCCUAAGCCAUCUAAGUCGUCUCCGUGCUCUACACAGAAAAGACACCAGGGACUUCACCAGACAGCCAUGAUUUUUCAAAUAUGAUGGGGAGCGGCUCGGACACCACUUCAGUCUUUCAGAACCCUAGGAUGGAUAUCAUUUGGCCCCAUGGACUUCUUUACCUUCAGUUUCAUGAGGAGAUCUCAGACUUAUUCCACUGUUACAGUGGGACAGAAUCCUCUACUCUCACCCACACCUAGAGCUUCAGGGUCCUGGCAGAUACGGGGAGGAGCUUGACCACCUGUGAAGACCGAGGCAAAGCAUUUAUUGAGCACCUGGGCUUUUUCCAUGUCUGAGGAAGCCAGUUCUCUGGUUUCUUUUAUCAGAGGGGAAACAAUCUCCUUGUUCUGUAUGUAUUCGUAGAACCUCUUGUUAUUUUUCACAUCCCUCACUAAGUUCACCUCUGUGCCUUGGCUUUCCUGAUCUUAUUUCUAUACAUGCAGACAAUGUUCCUAUAUUCUUUCCAGGCUACAGAACCCUCCUUUCCUGCCGCAGCAAUCCUCAUUUUGAUGGUUGCACGUGUGUGCUUGAGUAGAGUUCCAAAGAAGGGCAGGAGAGUGGGCAGAUUGGGAUAGAGUCCUGACUAUGCCUAGUGGGAGCAAAAUGUGGGUGAGAUUUUUCCAAAUUUUGAAAUGAGGGGAUUGAUUCCUCUCCAUGGAUUUGGUUAGUCAUUCCUGCCUAAACUUAGCAGUGCUUAAUGCCCUUUGUGUGUAAAAGUCAGAAGCACAGAAUAAUCCAGGCUGGUAGAGACAUUAAAGGGCCUCUGGUGCAACUCCCUGCUCAGAGCAGGACCAUCUCAGAAUCACACUAAAUUGUCUCCUGUCCUGCUGUUUGACUGCCUUCCUGGGGAAACCAUACCUCCUUAUAUCCAGCCUGAAAUUUUCACUCUGUUAUGCCCCUUGUCCUCCUGCUAAGUAUCACUAUCUCCAUCUUCUUUAUGAACUCAGUGUAUGUACCAGAGCUUGUUGACUUGUCCCCCUGGCGCAACUCUCUUCUCCAGAUUAACAGAGUCCCAUUCCAUCAGCCUCUCCUCCGUUGUUCUUUUCGUUGUUCUUACUGUUGUUUGCACUGAACAUUUUUGAGAAUUCUGCUCCCUCACAAGCAGGGCUAGAAAUGACCCAAGUGCUCAGAAGUUGUUAAAGGGAAUUGCUGAACAAACAGAAGAAUAGUGAGACACAUCAUU
This is a messenger RNA of Meleagris gallopavo (turkey), 2952 nucleotides long. NCBI's taxonomy places the organism in Eukaryota, Metazoa, Chordata, Aves, Galliformes, Phasianidae. The record is from RefSeq and is a predicted model, not a curated record.